CCUGCUUGAUAUGAUCCAUUUCAUAUUUUGCAUUAGGUUGAUAGGAUCAGCAUUCGCUGCGAUUUCUAACGAUGUCUCACACAGGUGAAGAUGAUGGCCCUACAGAAGACAUGGAUAUUGAAUUCUCGCAGCUUGUCCAUCCCCUGAGUACAAAGGCAUUUCUUGCAGAUGUAUGGGGUAGGAAGAUUCACUGUGGCAAAUUACACGAGGAUGUGCUCGACAAUAUCACGGAGUAUUUUCAUGGAGGUGAAUUCGCCAGCAUCGUCAGCGAAUCCCGUAAAGAUGACAACACCAAAUAUUCUUCUGAGGAGGUUAGUGAAAUGCAGAGUUGCUUAGAUAGCAAUCAGACUGUGAACUUACCUUUCUGCUUCACACCAGGGGCAAGAGGUAUCAGAAACGCCUUCAUGAGGGAAUGUGUUGGGUAUGCAUCGGGGGAUGUGGAGGUGGGCGUUUAUUUCUCAGUGGUUGGAGGAAUCCCAGCUCCUUGGCAUUUAGACAACAACCAUAAUAUUACGAUACAAAUCACGGGCAAGAAGGAUUGGCUGUUGAUACCAGGUGAGAAGCACGAGAAUUUGACCUCAUCUCGGGAGAUUCACGACGUACCCACGAACAUGAAAGAACUCUUGGUGACUAUCCCGGGUACAUCUCCCACACAUUACGAGUGUUUCACUCUAGAACCUGGAUCGAUACUCUAUUUACCUCCUGGUCAUUGGCAUUCAGUCGUGCCUGUUGCAUCCGAGAGCUUCUCGGUUGACCUACGCGUGGCUAAUGUAUCCCAAGCCAAAUGGAUUGCCGAAGCUAUAUUCUCACUGCUCAGUAACAACCCUAGCGAAGGAGUUACGGAACUUCAGAAGCAUUUCGCCUCAGUGGGACCAUCUGAGUUAUCUGCGGGGGGUUCAACUUCUCACACUCAGUACAUUUUAGAAUUGCUGAAGACUAGCUGCCUUGACAGAGUUGUGAACGAGUGUCGGCUGCCACGUGGCUACCAGUCUGAAUCCCAGCAUUCGGAUGGACUCAGUUUGGGUGCAUCCUUGGGGUUUCUGCUUGACUCUGAACCAUAUAUAGAUCAUUUCGAAAGUGAUUCCCAAGGUAGCGCCGUUAAACCCACUGAGUUCCGAAUGAACCCUCUCGUGAGUAUGAUUUGCAAACGACACGGGGGCGUCUCCUUCUCCUUCUCGCUAUUGUCUGUCUCAAGCCUGACCAAAGCUGAUUACCUCAACUUUACCAUACACGUGGACGAAGGCUUAAGCGAUACAAAUUUCGCGUUCAUGCGUAAACUCUCGCAAGCGCCAGAGUGGAUGCAAACUUUAGACCUCAAGUAUGAGGAUGACUCAAAAACCCGCAAGAGGAAAAGACACGAAUCGACGACGGACGAAGACUACCAAGAACAGAUAAUGAAUGAUUUGCUAAACAUUCUGCUAUGGGGAAACGUUAUAUUUGGACGAUAGAUUGAUUGUUAUCGAUGGAACAUGAAAGCUCAAUGUACUUUCAAUAUACACGUGGUCCUUUUGUGACCUAUAAUCGUCCGGCCGUUGCACAGGCGUCGUCAAUGUACGUCUAUACGAGGGCGUGUACAUGCGUUGAGUAUAUCAUUGGAUUGUGCUGCCAUAGUUGUAUGUAGCCAUUUGAUCUAGCCACAAAUCGAAGUUAGGUUUUCGAACCAUUAAAAGUCGAAUAACAACCCG
Messenger RNA from Sphaeroforma arctica JP610, 1685 nucleotides. RefSeq lists its product as hypothetical. Gene Ontology annotation, molecular function: 2-oxoglutarate-dependent dioxygenase activity. The record is from RefSeq and is a predicted model, not a curated record. Lineage: Eukaryota; Ichthyosporea; Ichthyophonida. The transcript has a single exon. The coding region runs from base 72 to 1448 and encodes 458 amino acids.